CUGUCUAAAAGCCAUGGCUGGUCGGGAAAGAGUUGUUCACUUGUUGAAGCAGCUGCAACAGGCAUCAUGUCGGUGUCCUGCUCACUCUCACACUUACUCACAAGCUCCAGGACAUGUUGCAACCAGAACAACAGACUAUGCUUUUGAGGUACAAACGUUUCACUUAAUGGGUCAUGGUCUUUCACAACUUAAUCGCUUCAUCAAUAAUAAGGAUCUUCAGAACAUUGGGGCCAGAAACGUUUGUGUGAUGACUGACAAAAAUGUAGCCAAGCUCCCUCCUGUUAAAGCUGUCUUGAAUUCAUUGGUUAAGAAUGGAGUAAACUUUAAAGUGUUUGACAAGGUCAGAGUGGAACCAACAGAUGGAAGUUUCAAGGAAGCAAUAACAUUUGCUCGGCAAGAACAGUUUGAUGCAUAUGUAGCUGUUGGCGGUGGAUCUGUGAUCGACACGUGCAAAGUGGCUAACCUCUACACCUGCAGUCCUGAUUCUGAAUUCUUGGACUAUGUCAAUGCACCAAUAGGGAAAGGAAAACCUGUUACUGUUCACCUCUGUCCUUUGAUAGCAGUUCCCACUACAGCUGGCACUGGAAGUGAGACCACAGGUGUGGCAAUAUUUGACUAUGAAGCUAUGAAAGCUAAAACAGGCAUUGCCAGCAGGGUUCUGAAACCAACCCUUGGAAUAGUGGACCCAUUGCACACACUGCACAUGCCUGAACGUGUGACAGCCUACAGUGGAUUUGAUGUACUUUGCCAUGCACUGGAGUCCUACACAGCUCUUCCCUAUAACUUACGAUCAACAUGCCCCACAAACCCAAUCAAUCGUCCAGCUUAUCAAGGGAGCAACCCUAUCAGUGAUGUGUGGUCCAAGCACGCCUUAAGAAUUGUGGCCAAGUAUAUGAAACGUGCUAUCCAACGUCCUGAUGACUUCGAGGCUAGGUCCAACAUGCACCUUGCAAGUGUUUUUGCAGGAAUUGGCUUUGGAAAUGCUGGCGUUCAUCUCUGCCAUGGAAUGUCCUAUCCAAUAGCAGGAAUGGUGAAAAGUUUUAGAGCAAAGGAUUACAAUGUGGAUCACCCUUUGGUGCCCCAUGGCCUUUCUGUGGUUUUGACCUCACCUGCAGUCUUCACUUUCACGGGCUCUAUGUGUCCUGAACGGCACUUGGAAGCAGCUGAAAUACUAGGAGCUGAUGUGCAGACUGUGAAACGUGAAGAUGCAGGAUUAGCUCUGGCUGAUACUCUUCGGAAAUUCCUGUUUGAGCUGAAUGUUGAAAACGGCCUGAGUGCAGUUGGUUACAGUAAAGAAGAUAUCCCAGCUCUAGUCAAAGGAACUGUGCCUCAGGAGAGAAUAACCAAACUGGCACCAAGGCCUCAGACAGAGGAAGACCUGGCAGCUUUGUUUGAGUCCUCAAUGAAACUAUAUUAAUCUUGUUACAUAGGAUAGAGAAUUGAAAACUAUAUUAAGGAUGAGGGAACAUCACUGAAUGCAAAGAAACAUAAGCAACAAGUACUUGGUAACUAACUUCUCAAAGUAAGUUUUAAAUAUAUUACUGUAAAUGCUUUAAAGUUGAAAACGAUAACCAGCAAUUACAUUAAAAUUGUAGAUGACUAUUUUCUGACUGUCACUAAUUGUCAUACCAAUUCACUACCAUGUAUUGGUUACCCAGUACUAUAGCUAGGCCAAUAGAAAGAAAAAUCAGCCAGGAUGUAUAACUGUGGCUGCCAGAAUUCCUGACCUGCUGAAUUUGAAAAGUUCAAAUCAGACUGCGAGCAAGGAUGCCAAGACCUUGGAGAGGGUGCACAGAAGAUUUACUAGAUUGGUACCAAUAAUGCAGGACUUCAGCUUUACAGAGAAGGUUAAGGGGAGAUUUAGUAGUGGUGUUGAAAAUUGUGACAGGUUUUAAUAGAGUAACAAAUGACAAACUGUUUCCACUAUGACGAAGGUCGGUAACCAGAGAUCACAGAUUUAAGAUAAUUGGCAAAAGGACCAGAGAGGAGAUGAGAAUUUUUUUACAGAGUUAUAAUGAUCUG
Carcharodon carcharias (great white shark) is the source of this 2022-nucleotide messenger RNA. RefSeq names its product alcohol dehydrogenase iron containing 1 (gene adhfe1). The record is from RefSeq and is a predicted model, not a curated record. Gene Ontology annotation, cellular component: mitochondrion. Gene Ontology annotation, molecular function: metal ion binding; alcohol dehydrogenase (NAD+) activity. Bases 14 to 1417 code for a protein of 467 amino acids. Lineage: Eukaryota; Metazoa; Chordata; Chondrichthyes; Lamniformes; Lamnidae. The transcript is spliced from 13 exons.